This is a messenger RNA of Castor canadensis (American beaver), 2396 nucleotides long. The record is from RefSeq and is a predicted model, not a curated record. NCBI's taxonomy places the organism in Eukaryota, Metazoa, Chordata, Mammalia, Rodentia, Castoridae.
UCUUGUGUGCUCCCCUGGCGCACACUCUCAUUUGGCACCAAUGUCUGGGCCGUCACCUUCUCCUUUGGCUCUGAGUGAUCAGUGAGUGGGUCUGGCGCCUGGAGGAUGCUUUUCACCCUGAGGGUCUUUAAGCAGUUUCCCAGCUUGUCUUUGGGACUGCUCAAGUUGCCUUUCUGCCCUGUUUCUGAACACGUGUGACUCAACUUUCCUUCCGUUGGGCACCUGGGAGUUUAAGGAUGAUGGUUUGGCAUAUGGCGAAAGAUGUCUUGAAACAUAAAGCAGCGAAACUUUCCCAGGCCUUUGUGCUUCGGUCCUCAGGACUUUCCUGUAGCAGGAAAAACUUCUGGCAAGGAGAAGUUAGGCUUCCCAUUCUUUGCGUACUGCCCUGGUCUGACAGUUUUGUGAAACUAACCACCUAUCAAUCCCUCGAGGCGUGGAGUGGUUGGGAGCUUUGUCUGGGCUCUCUCGGGGCUCAAGACCGGCAAAGGACCAUCUGUUACUCGGGGCUGGAAAUUGCACAGAAAUAUUGCCUGUCAAGUGAGAACUUGGAAGUUGGGGAAACUUUAAACUCCGCCUACUCCUAAAAGGAUGAUGGAUGUGUGGGUUGGCUUCUCCCUCGUCCCUCCUCCCCCUCUUUGCAUAAUACCGUAGUGUUUUAACUGGGUUGAUUAACAGCAUGCCCCAGAUAUGCAUAAGGCAAAGGCAUUUUCUGCAGUUCAAAAGUUAAAGCAUGUAUCUAGUGGACUUGGCUGGAGGGGAGUGGAGGAGACAGGACUGGCUUUACAGCCCGCCCCCAGAGGACUGUAGGUUACAAAGAAGGGGCCAGAGCUUGCAGACUGGUAGGAAUGCAGAACAGCUAUUUCGCAUGUGGUGUUGUGGAAACUCUUAUCAUGUCGUUCAAAACUUGGGGCUGUGACCACAAAAUGCAAAGGCAGCUCAAGCAUCUCAUCCGACGUGAGUUCAAGUACAGAUCACACGCCAACCAAAGCCCAGAAGAAUGUGGCUACCAGUGAAGACUCCGACCUGAGCAUGCGUACACUGAGCACGCCCAGCCCAGCCUUGAUAUGCCCACCGACUUUGCCGGGAUUUCAGAAUGGAAGGGGCUCGUCCACCUCCUCAUCCUCCAUCACCGGAGAGACGGUGGCCAUGGUCCACUCCCCGCCCCCAACCCGCCUCACGCACCCGCUCAUCCGGCUCGCCUCCAGACCCCAGAAAGAGCAGGCCAGCAUAGACCGGCUCCCAGACCACGCCAUGGUGCACAUCUUCUCCUUCCUGCCCACCAACCAGCUGUGCCGCUGUGCACGCGUGUGUCGCCGCUGGUACAACCUGGCCUGGGACCCGCGCCUCUGGAGGACUAUCCGCCUGACCGGCGAGACCAUCAACGUGGACCGUGCCCUCAAGGUGCUGACCCGCAGGCUUUGCCAGGACACCCCCAAUGUCUGUCUCAUGCUAGAAACUGUCAUUGUCAGUGGCUGCCGGCGGCUCACAGACCGAGGGCUUUACACCAUUGCCCAGUGCUGCCCUGAACUGAGGCGCCUGGAAGUCUCAGGCUGUUACAAUAUCUCCAACGAGGCCGUCUUUGACGUGGUGUCCCUCUGUCCCAACUUGGAGCACCUGGACGUGUCAGGGUGCUCCAAAGUGACCUGCAUCAGCUUGACCCGGGAGGCCUCCAUUAAACUGUCCCCCUUGCAUGGCAAACAGAUUUCCAUCCGCUACCUGGACAUGACGGACUGCUUCGUGCUGGAGGACGAGGGCCUGCACACCAUCGCAGCGCACUGCACGCAGCUCACCCACCUGUACCUGCGGCGCUGCGUGCGCCUCACGGACGAGGGUCUCCGCUACCUGGUGAUCUACUGCGCGUCCAUCAAGGAGCUGAGCGUCAGCGACUGCCGCUUUGUCAGCGACUUCGGCCUGCGGGAGAUCGCCAAGCUGGAGUCCCGCCUGCGGUACCUCAGCAUCGCCCACUGCAGCCGUGUCACCGACGUGGGCAUCCGCUACAUCGCCAAGUACUGCAGCAAGCUGCGCUACCUCAACGCGAGGGGCUGCGAGGGCAUCACGGACCACGGCGUUGAGUACCUCGCCAAGAACUGCACCAAACUCAAGUCUCUGGACAUCGGCAAAUGCCCUUUGGUCUCCGAUACAGGCCUGGAAUGCCUAGCCCUAAACUGCUUCAAUCUCAAGAGGCUGAGCCUCAAGUCCUGCGAGAGCAUCACCGGCCAGGGCCUGCAGAUCGUGGCCGCCAACUGCUUUGACCUCCAGAUGCUCAAUGUCCAGGACUGCGAGGUUUCCGUGGAGGCCCUGCGGUUUGUGAAACGCCACUGCAAACGCUGCGUCAUCGAGCACACCAACCCUGCCUUCUUCUGAAGGGGCAACUUCCAUCUGGAGUGUUCUCAGAC